Messenger RNA from Trypanosoma cruzi, 2847 nucleotides. RefSeq lists its product as uncharacterized. The record is from RefSeq and is a predicted model, not a curated record. Bases 1 to 2847 code for a protein of 948 amino acids. The transcript has a single exon. NCBI's taxonomy places the organism in Eukaryota, Euglenozoa, Kinetoplastea, Trypanosomatida, Trypanosomatidae.
AUGUUCCGAAGGAAAGCCCCGGAAGUGGUGCGGCGUUCCGUCAUGGGGGCAGUUGGUAAAGCGGCGGAGGCCGACGAGACCCUGACGCAAAUUAUUCAAGUCUUUAGGGAUGCGGCGGAGCCCUUUUCGGAUCUUGAUGAGACGAUAGAAGGCACCGUCGCAAAGGAACAGGGCGUGCGGAUGGCCCCCGUGACGUCCCCCACUGUUCUUACUUUCAGAGGCUUCUCCGCCUCGUUGACGUGCCCCAAGAAAUUUUACUUAAUGCAGAACCGUCGAGAUUUGAUACCGAGCAUCUCCAUUGGCGAGGCCGUGCGCCUUGAUGAUGGAGCGGCGUUUAACGAACUUGCGCGGAGGUGGGAUCGCCUCCAGUUCGGUAGUCGGGCCGUCGUUGUGCAUGAGCGGGACUUUGACCAGGCGGUGCAGCGAACAGAGGAGGCUCUUGUGAACUACUUCCAGAAUGUGCACGCACAGUUGGGCGAGCAGGCGCCGGCGCUAACGAUUCACCGCCCUGCCUUUGCUGCGCCGUUUGGUGGAAACACAAUAUCAUCAACGGCAGCCAGCCCGUUGGUGCUUCAGGCACGACCGGCUGUACUGCGUUUUCGCCCCAAAGACAAUCAAUGGGUUAUUCUGGAGACGGCCGCUGUGAUUGACCCAUUUGGGAAUGCCACACGCCUUGCGCAGUGCCUUCAGCGUCUGCAUUUUACAACGCUUGCCUUUCGGUAUUGGGUAACCCAGACGCACAUACCAAUACAAAUACGCAAGCGUUUUCUCAACAUUGACCUUGACACGGUUACAGAGGAAAGUCUUAAGGGUCACCGUCUGGAGUCAACGGCGCAAGUGGCAGUUCCACUUGAUUUAAAACGUAGUGGCUUCCUGCACAUUCGACAGUUCUUCCCGGGACCCGUGACAAUCAUGGAUUGCGAUCCCUCACGUCUCGUGAAGUAUGUGCAGCGGCUUUCAUUGGAGGACAUGUUGGAGGCGGACACGAAUUCCAACCAUAGAACAUCUGGAGCCUUUGAUCUAAGUAACGUCAGUCUACGUGCGGAACCGCUUGUGACGGAUUUGCAACAAGAGGUGGAGAAAUUACAGAAAAGAGGGCUGGAUCAUCGGCACCUGGGCAGUAGCACCUCUAGUCGGGUUGCAAAGAAGAAAGAAACGGAGUUGAAGGAGCUGUUCGCGGCGCAACAAAAGCUUUUAGAAGCCCUCAUUCAUACUCAUACAUUGCGGCUGAUUGAAAAGGGCCGCGAUCCUUCAAACGUGCCGAAGUGGACCAGCUUUGCAUACCUCGACGGUGAAAUUGUGAAGGCCACAUUUGACGAAGGGGAAGUGAGUGACGAGAAUUCAACCGGAAGCAAUAGUGGCCGCAAGAAGAGUUCUUGUCAAAAGAAUAAAAAGAACGGGGAGCAAAGAGGAGCUUCAAGUUGUAGCAACGGCAAUGAAUUGCCUUGUGUGCCAACGUACUCGGAAUUCAUAGGUGCCCAUUGUUCCCGCGGUGAUGUAUGCCCUUUUUACGCGGAGGGUUUGUGCCUGCCAAACAGAAUUGAAGAUCCGUUGAAGCAAUGUGACAACCACCUUUUUAGCCUCCCCUCGACUUCUAUUUCACGCAAGGCGAUGUGGUGGUCGCAGGGGCUUCGUACCGCACGCGAUGUCUUGUAUCAAUAUAAGAAGGGAACUGUGAAACUAACGGCACCGCAGCUGCGUCAUGUGAAGGCCGUUGCUGCUGGUAAGUUGUUUUUAAACCCGAAGGAAAUUGAGAACUUCUUUUCUCGCAUUCGGUAUCCGGUGUUUUUUAUUGACUUUGAGGCGACGCAGUUUGCUCUCCCACCAUUUGAAAAAAUGGUAGCGUACCAACCAACCCCGUUCCAAUUUUCUAUCGAUGUGUUUCAGGAGGACAUACUCAAUGAGACCCCCACCCAUUAUGACUACCUGCACUUCGGCAAGGGAUAUUCCCCCAACGUUGAUCCGCGUCGUGGGUGUGUCAAGGAGUUGAUGCGCAUUGUGCAUUUGGAGCGUGAGAAGAAGCGACUGUCGAUGACAAAGUCGGGUGAGCUUGGGAGAAUAGAGAAGCAAAAGCUGCUUCAAGAGCAGAAAGAAAGGGAGGCUGCGAAGGGGACGAAACGGCGCGGGCGACCGACGGUCAAACCCAAGCCAAUUUGCAUCACGAAAAAUAAACCUUUGCUAGAGCCUGUUCACCCAUACGAUGGGUGUUUCAUUGCACAUUUUGCCAGCUUUGAAAAAUCUUGUUUGGAGAAACUCGGGCAACUGAUGGAUGAGUACAAGGAAGAUAUUAAGCAGUUUUAUUUUUUGGAUACAUUGGAUUUGUUUAAAAGAGCCAUCGUUCAUCCGAAUGCGCAUGGUUCCAAUUCCUUGAAAAAGGUCCUUCCUGCACUUUGUCCAGACUUUCAGUACGGCGUCUUUGGUGAGGAAGUAAGUGGAGAUGAUAUUGACGCAGCGGACAUGGAUGGCGGUAAUGGUGGUAGGCAAGAUGAGCAGAAGGGCGAAAACGCUAUGGGUGUGUAUCGCCUGUGGUAUCACCACGAGGGUGGGGGUUCGCUUAAGGAUCUUCAUCAAGUUUCCAUGAGAGAUUCUCAACGUCGAAGUGCGAAGGGUACAUCUGAGCACGCGGGGAACACGGAACUGGUCUUACCACCAGCUCGGCAAGACUUUCGAGAGAAGGCGUGGACGCUAUUGCGGAUUCAACUUUUAGAGUACUGCUCACUUGACACCAAGGCUUUGUAUGAAAUCAUGCGGCAGGUGUGGCGUGAGAAGGAGUCGGUGAAGGGAAUCAAGCCGGACAAGGGCGGCUGGGUCAUGGCAACCCCGCUCCCUCGGGAGUUUGAAUUGUGA